CUCGUGGGAGGAGGCAGCUGGACGAUUCCUGAACGGACUUCCCCUUGCUUCCUCAGCAGGUGGAAGAGAGCCCACGCGGCGCCUGGAAAUGGAAAGCCAGUGAAGGCUGCUUUGGGCCGGGGCAGCGGGUGGGACCCGGCGGGAGGGAUUCCAAAGAGACCGCCGGGAAGGCUAGAGCUUGGAAUUCCGGCUCCUCGGAGUCCUGGCCCUCCCCCACCGCCGCCUCGGAGCUCGGCACACCUUGGAUGGGGGAGGCGGGCAGCUCCUAGCCCCGCACCCCAGGAGGCGCGCUCGGAGGGAAGCCGCCACCGCGCCGCCUCUGCCUCGGCGCGGAACAAACGGUUAAAGAUUUUGGGCAGCGCCUCGCGGGGGGAGGAGCCAGGGGCCCAAUCCGCAAUUAAAGAUGAACUUUGGGUGAACUAAUUGUCUGACCAAGGUAACGUGGGCAGCAACCUGGGCCGCCUAUAAAGCGGCCGCGCCGUGGGGUUUGGAGAGCUGGCGGCGGCGGCAGGUGGCGCGGGAGGUCGCGGCGCGCCAUGGGGCUCCCGGCGCUGCUGGCCAGUGCGCUCUGCACCUUCGUGCUGCCACUGCUGCUCUUCCUGGCUGCGAUCAAGCUCUGGGACCUGUACUGCGUGAGCGGCCGCGACCGCAGUUGUGCCCUCCCAUUGCCCCCCGGGACUAUGGGCUUUCCCUUCUUUGGGGAAACCUUGCAGAUGGUACUGCAGCGGAGGAAGUUCCUGCAGAUGAAGCGCAGGAAAUACGGCUUCAUCUACAAGACGCAUCUGUUCGGGCGGCCCACAGUGCGGGUGAUGGGCGCGGACAAUGUGCGGCGCAUCUUGCUCGGAGAGCACCGGCUGGUGUCGGUCCACUGGCCAGCGUCGGUGCGCACCAUUCUGGGAUCUGGCUGCCUCUCUAACCUGCACGACUCCUCGCACAAGCAGCGCAAGAAGGUGGGGGCGGGAGGCGACGGAUGGACAGGGAGGGGGACCCCAUUUAUGACAGGAAUUCCGGCUGGUGGAUGCUGGGCGCGGGCUAGCAGCUUGAUGUUGGCUGGGACCUUCUGCCAGCUCCAGGUGAUUAUGCGGGCCUUCAGCCGCGAGGCACUCGAGUGCUACGUGCCGGUGAUCACCGAGGAAGUGGGCAGCAGCCUGGAGCAGUGGCUGAGCUGCGGUGAGCGCGGCCUCCUGGUCUACCCCGAGGUGAAGCGCCUCAUGUUCCGAAUAGCCAUGCGCAUCUUACUGGGCUGCGAACCCCAACUGGCGGGCGACGGGGACGCCGAGCAGCAGCUUGUGGAGGCCUUCGAGGAAAUGACCCGCAAUCUCUUCUCGCUGCCCAUCGACGUGCCCUUCAGCGGGCUGUACCGGGGCAUGAAGGCACGGAACCUCAUUCACGCGCGCAUCGAGCAGAACAUUCGCGCCAAGAUCUGCGGGCUGCGGGCAUCCGAGGCGGGCCGGGGCUGCAAAGACGCGCUGCAGCUGUUGAUCGAGCACUCGUGGGAGAGGGGAGAGCGGCUGGACAUGCAGGCACUAAAGCAAUCUUCAACCGAACUCCUCUUUGGAGGACACGAAACCACAGCCAGUGCAGCCACAUCUCUGAUCACUUACCUGGGGCUGUACCCCCAUGUUCUCCAGAAAGUGCGAGAAGAGCUGAAGAGUAAGGGUUUACUUUGCAAGAGCAAUCAAGACAACAAGUUGGACAUGGAAAUUUUGGAACAACUUAAAUACAUCGGGUGUGUUAUUAAGGAGACCCUUCGACUGAAUCCCCCAGUUCCAGGAGGGUUUCGGGUUGCUCUGAAGACUUUUGAAUUAAAUGGAUACCAGAUUCCCAAGGGCUGGAAUGUUAUCUACAGUAUCUGUGAUACUCAUGAUGUGGCAGAGAUCUUCACCAACAAGGAAGAAUUUAAUCCUGACCGAUUCAUGCUGUCUCACCCAGAGGAUGCAUCCAGGUUCAGCUUCAUUCCAUUUGGAGGAGGCCUUAGGAGCUGUGUAGGCAAAGAAUUUGCAAAAAUUCUUCUCAAAAUAUUUACAGUGGAGCUGGCCAGGCAUUGUGACUGGCAGCUUCUAAAUGGACCUCCUACAAUGAAAACCAGUCCCACCGUGUAUCCUGUGGACAAUCUCCCUGCAAGAUUCACCCAUUUUCAUGAGGAAAUCUGAUGAGCUUGAAUGCUCAAACCUCAGACUUACUGCAAGUGUACAUAUGAGUUUUUAAGGCGUGUUGUGUUGACUUUAUAUUUAAUUUCUAAAUGUAUAUUAUAAUAUUUAUGUGUUUUGACUAUAUUACCACAAUCUUUAAAUAUUAAAAUAAUGAAUUUGUAUUAUUUCCAAAUAAAGUAAAAUUUGAAGGUA
Molecule: messenger RNA, 2345 nt
Organism: Rhinopithecus roxellana (golden snub-nosed monkey)
Lineage: Eukaryota; Metazoa; Chordata; Mammalia; Primates; Cercopithecidae
Product: cytochrome P450 26A1
Exons: 7
Coding region: 537-2153 (538 amino acids)
Biological process (GO): sterol metabolic process
Molecular function (GO): iron ion binding; monooxygenase activity; heme binding
Source: RefSeq, a predicted model, not a curated record